Molecule: messenger RNA, 3065 nt
Organism: Bombina bombina (fire-bellied toad)
Lineage: Eukaryota; Metazoa; Chordata; Amphibia; Anura; Bombinatoridae
Gene: ZNF408
Product: zinc finger protein 408
Exons: 5
Coding region: 27-2774 (915 amino acids)
Cellular component (GO): nucleus
Source: RefSeq, a predicted model, not a curated record
UAGGCGGAAAGGGAAGCCUGGUCGCCAUGACAACCACACCCGCCUCCUGUCAGCGCAUUUUUCCUGACAGAUGUUGUAUGGAUACACCAAGGCGUCUUCAGACAGAUGGGUGCAGGCUAUGUGCCCCUUGGCAGGAUUUGCUCAGCCUCCCACCAGGGCUGGCAGUGGGGCCUUCUCUCUCACAGAAGGAACGUUUAGGAUUGUGGUGUGUUGGGGAGGUCCUAAACACUGGAUCACUGCUUCCUCUCGAUAUGCUAAAAUCUGAAGAUGACUCACUGGGUAGUACGGACACCUUUAACCCAGGGUCAGUUCCCCAGGAAGCAAGCAGCAAAUGGCUAAGGUUUGUAAGAAGUGCAAAGCAACAUAAUGUGAGACUGUACCGCUUCAAUGGGGAUUUGUAUCUUCAAAUAAUUAAUUCCAUCCCCCCAGGCUCAGAGCUGCUACUUCAUCAUGAAGAUCACAGAGUUUGUGCUAGACAUUUAGGAGAGACACGGGAUCAUGUAAAGAAAUUAAGUGCUGUAACGGAGGACUCAGGUACUCCUUCCUGCACUAAGGUACAGGAACUUAUAAAGGUGACAGUGUCACCGGAGCAACAGAAAGCCACAGAGUACAUGGCAGUGAAAUCCCAAGAACUCAGUGCACCAGAAACAAUGCAGCCCCACAAAUGUGUAGAGGAAACAACUUCAGGGACCCAGGAAGUGCAAAUCACAGUGGAGCCUCAGGAAGUCACAAUUCCAAUCACAUUUGAGACCCAGGAAGUCUUAGUACCAGCAGCAGAGAUGGGGAAAGAGAAAGACGUAACAAAUCUAAUUGCUGCAGGACCCCACGAAGACCCAGAACCUAAUAUAGAAGAGUCACCUGGGGCAGAGGGAAAUGAGCUGCCACUGGUACCCAAAGAUGUUAAAAUAUUAGUGGGUACGGCAGUGCACAUAAUGUCUAAUGGGACUGGUCAGUCAGCUGCAGCAGAGACUCCAGAGAUAGAGCAGACCUUGGUAGCAGGACAAGAGAAAGCGUUAUUACCCAUCACAACAGCAGCAGAAGGAACUAAGUUGUCCAUCAUUCUGGAUCCUUUUAGGAAUGAAAUAUCAGAGGGAUUGACCCAUAAGCCAUCAUCAGCACAGCUUAAUGAAGCUGCAUGUCAAGUGAUAGAUACUCCAGCUACUGUUGAGAUGAAUGUGGAAAGGGAAGAAUUAGCUGUCAUCCAAAAAGCAGAAAAAGUUAUGCAAUGUACCCCUAACUCAAGGAGUAAAAGCUGUGACUCAAAUCCUGCAACCGCAGGCACACAAAACAUUCAGGAUGGGAAUAAAGAGAAAGGAGAUUGUCUUAGCAAGACAAAUGUUUUAGAAUCCACUGAAGCACACAAACUACCAGCAAGCUGUUCAGAUAGAGAAAUUACCAUUUCACCCAACCAUGUGGAACAGAGGAAAAAGCUGAGAGUUGCUGCUAAACGUACCCAUCCUUCCUCAGCACCUGGGAAAGGGGAGAGGUGCAAGAAUCAAGUUAAAGUCUCUAAGCAGGAGGUGGGGACAAUAAAUGGAACAACUAAACCUUCAAGAACUGCAGUAAAAGAUAAGGUGCUCCAAACCCAGACAGAACGCAGAUUCCAAUGUCCGGAUUGUGGAAAGAGCUUCUUUCAGCUUAGUCAUUUGAAGAGACAUGGUUUCACACACAGUGGGCAAAAGCCAUUCAUGUGCAAAGACUGUGGAAAAGCCUACAGCUCAGAGGAAAGUUUCAAAGCACAUGUUCUUGGCCACCUGGGAUUACGUCCCUUUAAGUGUUCUCUCUGUGAUAAGGCGUAUGGUACUCAGCGUGACCUACGUGAGCAUUCUGUUUUGCACACUGGAUUACAUCCAUUCCGUUGUGAAGACUGUGGCAAAAGUUUUGCCCGUCGACCCACACUCCACAUUCAUCGCAAAAACUACUGUGUGCAUUCUAGGGGUAUCUCCAGGCCACCUCUUCACUGUAGUGUGUGUAACAAAGAGCUGGCUAAUAGCUCUUCGCUGCGCAUCCAUAUGCGAUUGCACACAGGGGAGAGGCCAUACACAUGUCCAGAUUGUGGCAAGGAUUUUCGACACAAAGGUAACUUACAGAUUCACACGAGACUGCACACAGGAGAAAAGCCCUAUAAAUGCCAGUAUUGUGGAGAUGCAUUUCCACAGCGGCCUGACCUAAAGCGACACCUAAUAAUGCACACUGGAGAGAUGCACCUGUGUACUGUCUGCGGCAAGAAGCUUAAAGAUCCUCACACUCUGCGUGCCCAUGAGCAGCUUCAUACGGGCAAUCGCCCUUUUCUGUGCCAGUACUGUGGUAAGUCCUACCCUCUUGCCACCAAACUUAGGCGCCACCUGAAAUCCCACUUGGAGGAGAAGCCUUUCCGUUGCCAGGUAUGUGGAAUGGGUUACACUCUACAACAUAGCCUCAAGCGUCACCUGCAUAGCCACAAAGAGAAGGGACAAAAGUCUGUGACAAGAGACUCAGCCGCAGUAGCAGAGGAGGCAGCAGAAUCUGAGACUACCCUAGUGAUGGUGCAAAUGGUAGAUUCAGAAGGGACUGAAGGCAAUGAAGAAGUUCUAAUUACAGAUUAUACACAGAACUCUAUAAACGCUCCAGCUCUACUGCUUCCCUUGCGCUCAGACAUGCUAGAGAUUACUCCACCUAACCAGGACAAGACCAUCAUUUUUCAUAGGGAGCAGGGUUCCAGCGUGUUACUGGUCCCACAGUCCUUAGGGUUCAGUAUGGUAGCUGAAGUGGUGGAGGUGGAGUCUGGCUCAUGACACAGUUUAACCUUCACACAAAUGGCUGCUUCUAUCUUUUGCGUCUGUUCAUUGUUUACACCUAUUGCUAAAUUAAAGGGACAUUAACAAGUAUUUGAUUUAAUAUAAAGUGUCUAAUUUUGGGUAGUAAAAAUAACAUGGCAGUAUACUUUCAUUAUUUAUUUUGCCCCUAGAUUUGUCAGUUCCACAGAGUUUCUAUAAAGUAAUUGGCCCCACCAUGUUGGAACCUAGGUUUCCCCUUAUCUCUCUUUUUGCUAAGGACAAAGAAUGUAUAUUAAACAGUGAAAACAA